AUGCAUCACCAUCCUCUCAGCCAUUGCAAUCCCUGCACAUAUUCUUCUGCCAGAUCCAAAUGGGAAAUAGUUGAAGUCAUUUCCACUAUAGUCCCAUUUGCUGUUCAAGAACCUUUCUGGAUCAAACUCCAAUGGGUUUUCCCAAAUGGAAGGGUCCCUGUGUAUUGCCCAGACGUUGAAGAAAAUCCGGGAUCCUUUCGGGAUGGUGUAGCGUCCCACAGUGCAGGUUUCACUUGGGCAAUGAGGGACUAG
Messenger RNA from Prunus armeniaca (apricot), 252 nucleotides. NCBI's taxonomy places the organism in Eukaryota, Viridiplantae, Streptophyta, Magnoliopsida, Rosales, Rosaceae. The record is from the annotation of a GenBank genome assembly.